Triticum turgidum subsp. durum (durum wheat) is the source of this 501-nucleotide messenger RNA. Lineage: Eukaryota; Viridiplantae; Streptophyta; Magnoliopsida; Poales; Poaceae. The record is from the annotation of a GenBank genome assembly.
AUGUACGCCAUGGAAGGCAAGGGUAGUCUCCGGGCUGUGAUCCUCCUCCUGGGCGCGGUCCUCGUCGUAGGGAGCUUGGUGCCGCUGGCCGAGGCAGAUCCGACGGCCGCCGCCACCGGAGCUGCGGACGCCAAGUUCUGCUGCAAGGACAAGAUAGGGAGCCACUGCUACGCCGCCUGCACUACGCAGUACGGCCCCACCCCGUUCUGCGCGGAGAUGUGCUGCUGUGUGCAGCUUACGAGCGGCAGAUGCCCGAGGCAAUGCCCCACCCCGGCCGACCCCAGACUUUUUCUUGCCAACAGCUCCACCUUCGACCUUCUCACAACCAACGCCGUUGAGGUUGAGAGCUGCACGCUGAGGUGCUCCUCCAUCGUCUGUGACAGCAUGCGCAACGUUAUCGAUGUCGGCAGCGUGGGGACGAAAGCCGUCGUGGAGCGCUGCGGCGAUGCAUGCGGCCGCUUCUGUGCCGGGGCCGGCGGCGUUGCAUCCCUUGAUGCUUAA